AUGCCGGGGUCCCGCUCCGCGCUGCCCGGCUGUGCCGGGGGCUGUCGGCGGGGAGCGGCCUCAGCGAGGAUUUGCUGCCUUACAGCGGGGCUGCCGGGGAAGGACGGCAACGGAGGUGCCGACCGUUUCCCUUCUCGGUGCCAUCCCGUUGCCAACGGCAGCGCCGAACCCCCCGAGUCCCGCUUUGCCCAGAGCCGGGCAGAACCGCCGUGCGGAGAGGGCCGCCCUCCCCUUCCGUGCUGCCACGAGAGCAUCGCAGCUCGCCCUAAGGGCCCCGAGAAGCCGGACCCGUCGCAGAAGCCCCCCUACUCCUACGUGGCCCUGAUCGCCAUGGCCAUACGGGAGAGCGCCGAGAAGAGGCUCACGCUGUCCGGGAUCUACCAGUACAUCAUCAGCAAGUUUCCUUUCUACGAGAAGAACAAGAAGGGCUGGCAGAACAGCAUCCGCCACAACCUCAGCCUCAACGAGUGCUUCAUCAAGGUGCCCCGCGAGGGUGGCGGGGAGCGCAAGGGCAACUACUGGACGCUGGACCCCGCCUGCGAGGACAUGUUCGAGAAGGGCAACUACCGCCGGCGGCGGAGGAUGAAGCGGCCCUUCCGGCCGCCCCCGACUCACUUCCAGCCCGGCAAGAGCCUCUUCGGCCCCGACGGCUACGGCUACCUCUCCCCGCCCAAGUACCUGCAGUCCACCUUCAUGAACAACUCGUGGCCGCUGCCGCAGCCCCCCGCGCCCGUGCCCUACGCCUCCUGCCAGAUGUCCGGCGGCAGCGUCAGCCCCGUCAACGUGAAAGGACUCUCGGGCCCUGCCUCCUACGGCCCCUACUCGCGGGUGCAGAGCGUGGCGCUGCCCGGCAUGGUGAACUCCUACAACGGCGUGGCCCAUCCGCACCAUCCGCACGCCCACCACCCGCAGCAUCUGUUGGUCCCAACAUCACAGCGCCUUUCUGGAAAAGUCUCGCAGAGCUCAGGCAGAGGGAAACCAGCACAGAAGUGGCUCGGAAGGAGUGAUGGCAAACGGUUAAUCAGAUCAGAGACAGGGAGGCGGAGGUAA
Messenger RNA from Meleagris gallopavo (turkey), 1050 nucleotides. NCBI's taxonomy places the organism in Eukaryota, Metazoa, Chordata, Aves, Galliformes, Phasianidae. The record is from RefSeq and is a predicted model, not a curated record.